CUCGAGGGUGUUGUACAGGUGUUCCUCUUUCUACAUUUUCGAUAAUUUUGUUUCAUGCUCGCUAUUGGCGUCACUUUGGUAAAGUAAGAAUCGAUUAAAUAGAAAAAGUGCGUGAUAAUAGAAAAUUUUCAAUUGCAAGAUGCAUAUACUACGAUGGACAUUUUUGUUGUUCACAUUGUGCGGCUGUUACCCGCCUCUUUCGUGGAAGACGCCUCUGCAAAAAUUUCUGUAUGAAAUUUAUACAAUAUUCUCAUUCCUGCUUCUCAAUAGUUUCUUGCUUUUUCAAAUAUUGGAUAUGAUAUGCAACGUAGAGAACACAGAUGAUUUCAGCGAUAAUUUCUCCGUGACAGUGGUGGUAUUUGUCACGUGCCUCAAGCUUUUCACUAUACUGAUACAUCGAGCAAAUUUCCUACUUUUGUGUAAUACCCUUCAGAAGGAGCCAUUUUUACCAAUGAACGAAGAAGAAUUCGAAAUUCUGUUGAAAUUCGAGAAAAUUACCGAUUGGAACACACUUGGUUACAUGACCCUGCUCGUGAUUUCUGAUUUCUUUAUACUCGUAGUGUCGCUUCUAGCAAAUUUCAAGAACAGAAAGCUAGCGUUUCGAGCAUGGAUACCAUACGAUUACUCGUCGUUAUCUGCAUAUCUGCUUACUUUCUUUUAUCAGUCGUUAUUCACGACGAUAUGCACUUUUGGAUGCGUCGCUAGCGACUCUCUGUAUAGUGGCCUGUUGAUACAUAUUAACUGCCAAUUCGAAAUACUAGAGCAUCGUCUGAAGAACAUCGAAUCGAACCAGAAUUAUUCAGUGAAGCUGUGUGUUCAUCAUCACGAUCAUAUAUACAAAUUUGGCGAAAUGGUGAACGAGGAAUUUAAAAUGAUCAUGUUUUUUCAAUUCGGUACGAGCCUGACUACGAUCUGUUUCAAUUUCUAUCGAAUAACACAAAUCGAAAUGGAUUCGAGAUUCGUAGGAACGCUUCUCUACAUGGCCUGCUCGUUGAUGCAGAUAUUUUAUUACUGCUGGUUCAGCAAUGAAGUCAAACUCAAGAGUAUGGAACUUUCUGAUAUGAUAUUCAGAACCGAUUGGACAUCGUUAAAUAACAACGUUAAGAAAGCUUUUUUGAUGUUAAUGAGGCGCGCUAUGAGGCCGAUCGAAUUCACCAGCAUUUACGUCAUCUCCGUCAAUCUUGAGUCCUUCAUGACACUAUUGAAGACUUCUUACUCCGCGUUCAAUGUUUUCCAACAGAGCCGGCUAAGAAACAAAAAGAUGCACAGACUUCCUCUGUCCUUUGCUUUGCUCACUUACUGCGGUUACUGGAGACCAACUAAAUGGCCACACACAUCGCUCAAGUAUCAACUGUACAACGUUUACUCGGUGUUAAUGAUUUUGCUACUAUACUUCUUCGCGUUCUGCUCUUGCGUGGAUUCGUUUACUAGCAAAAACCUGAAUGCUAUGACCGACAAAUUUUCUCUCUGCGUCUCUGUGGUAGGAGUCUGCCUUAAAGUAGCCAAUCUCUUUAUCCGACGAGGAAAAAUUAUAAAUGUGAUGAAUAUGUUGUUGAACGAGAAUUGUAUUGCGAGAGACGAUCAGGAAGAACGCAUCCAACGGGAGAACGAUGAUUAUGCCAGGUUUUCUUUUUUACAAUAUUCCUUCGUCGACUAUUAUAUUGCCAUGAAUUACUGCUUACAAGUUUGUUACAGAAAAUUGGCGAUAUACUGCGAGAUCCUGAACGAAUCGGCAGUGUUCUUUGCGACCGUGGGCCAAUAUAAAAAACUCAUGAGUAUGAGAGAGUUACCAGUAUCCGACUGGAUGCCGUACGAUUUAUCCUCGCAAAAGGUGUACACGAUAUCCCUAGUGUAUCAAACAGUUGGUUUGUUGAUCUGUGCAAAUACCAGCGUGGCCAACGAAACACUGAUCGCAGGAUUGAUGAUACAAGUCGGCACGCAAUUUGAGAUAUUUUGUCAUCGAGCUAGAAAUCUAUCAUUCUCAUUGACGUCAGCGAGAAGGAACACUAUGUCUAACGAAGAAUUCAAGAUAAGAUGCAAUAAAAUUAUUGGCAACUUAAUUAGACAUCACCACGAAAUUUACAAAUUUGCCGAAACAGUGAACAGUGUGUUUCAGUACAUGAUUUUCUUACAAUUUUGCAUAAGUUCGAUAGUACUAUGUCUGAGUGUCUAUCAGUUUUCCACGGUAGAUCCGUUCAGUAUGAACUUCUUAUGGAGCGGCUUCUAUUUGUGCUGUAUGCUUAUGCAGGUGUAUUUAUACUGUUGGUUUGGGAACGAGGUGACGUUGAAGAGUAACAAAGUUCGCGAUGCUAUUUACGAUAUGGACUGGACCAUGCUACCUACUGACGUAAUGAAAAAUUUAUUGCUGAUCAUAAUUAGAACUGAUAAACCUGUUAAAAUGACAAGCGGUCACGUUGUUGUUUUAUCUUCGCAAUCUUUCGUGUCAAUCAUGAAGAUGACUUACUCCUCGUACAAUCUUCUGUCAAGUUCUACGAGUAAAUAAGAAUUUUCGUUGUUACUGUGAUUCAAUUUUUAUUGACUGUUUAAUUAUCGUAAAUUGUCUACAAUUAUUGUAAAAGUGUGUGUCCUUUUUACUAUUGUGCAUGGUCAUACAACACUCUCACUAAUGUACUCAUGACGAACAUGACUGAGAAAUAAAAAUGCAGAAUUUAAUGAA
Molecule: messenger RNA, 2677 nt
Organism: Bombus terrestris (buff-tailed bumblebee)
Lineage: Eukaryota; Metazoa; Arthropoda; Insecta; Hymenoptera; Apidae
Exons: 9
Coding region: 140-2503 (787 amino acids)
Biological process (GO): detection of chemical stimulus involved in sensory perception of smell; sensory perception of smell
Cellular component (GO): plasma membrane
Molecular function (GO): olfactory receptor activity; odorant binding
Source: RefSeq, a predicted model, not a curated record